GUUUACUGCAGUUUUGGUCGGAGGAAUUUAUCCCACUAGGGCAGAGGCGCAGUUCCCCACGUCACCUUUCCUUUAAAGGACCCGGGAAGCCACGCCCACUACGGAAGGCGAAAGGGCCUCAAGGCCGAGCUCGUUCACGGGCUCCAUCCAGACAUUACCAAUCGCCGACUCAGGUCCAGGUAAUGUUAAAAAGUGAGGGGCUCGGGCUGCGAGGGGCCUGCGGCGGGUGAGGCGGCCUCAGGGGACGUGCGGAGGAAGCGGCGCUGCGCUCGGCCGCGACCCCGGAAGGUCAGAGCCACCCCGACCCGCCAAGCAGAGGGUGGGGAGUUCUCCCAGACCCUGCUGCGGCCCGGGGCUUCAGCCGGGCUCGAAGGCAUUUUCGGGUCCUGGCUGGUGCCCAAGAUCCCAGAGACGCCGAACGCGAAUGAGACGGUGGCCUACGGUGCCCUCCCCGUUCCGCCCCGCUUCGCAUUUCGGCCCCUUUUCUCGACCGCACGCUGCACGCCCCGUUCCUCUCCCGGGGCGGGCGUGGCCUCCGCUGCGGCUCGCGAUCGUCCAGCCCCACCCGGAAGCGCUCGCGGCCGCGAUCUAGCUGCGCGGAGGGCGCCUGCGCCUGCGCAGAAAGGCCGGCCGGUCCCUUUGCUGCCAGCUGUCAGUCACCGCGAAUCCUCUGUGACACCCGUCGUGGGGAUGGCUGCUUUUCUUCUAAAGAGGUUAAUGCUACAAACUGUGAAAACUGAAAAUAAUUGUAUCAGAAGAUGUUUUAGUAAACACGUCAUGCAGAAAACAACCCCAGUACAUUUGACCCUGAUUGCUUCUGCCCCAAGACUGACCUACCUAAUUCACACAAAAGGUUUUAAUCCUGCUGAAGACACCCAGGAUGAAAAGAAAAAGAAAAAAAAGAAUGAUACCACUUUUACUAACAUCGGAAGGAAAAUUAGUGAGCGUAUCAUUCGUGUGAUUGAUGAGCAGGGCAGUGACUUGGGAGUCAUGCACCGGGCAGACGCGAUCAGACUCAUGGAUGAGCGAGGCCUGAGGCUGGUGCAGAGGAGUGCCACCUCAGAGCCCGCGGAAUACCAGCUUAUGACAGGAGUGCAAAUCCAUCGGGAACGGCUCAGGCUCAGAGACAGCAAAAAGGCCAGACCAAAAACUGGACCAACCCUGACAAAGGAAGUAACUUUUUCGUCAAAUAUUGGACAACAUGAUUUGGACACAAAGAGUAAACAGAUUCAACAGUGGAUUGAGAAAAAACAUCAAGUUCAAAUUACCAUAAAGAAAAGAAAAAACACAGAUGAGCCAGAAAAUAAAAUGGAGGAGAUACUUAACCAAAUACUCCAGACAAUGCCUGAAACAGCCACCUUCUCAACCAGGCCACAAGCCAUUAAAGGAGGAACAGCCUUAACAUGUGUUCUUCGUCAUCUGAGCAAGAAAGAAGAGAAGACACAUAGAGAGGCUCAAGAGACCCAGCAAAGAGACACUUUGAACAAAGAAAAUGGAAAUGACAGGGAAUCAGAUGUUCUCCAUCAGUAAUUUUAAUAAAGAAAAAUAGGUUUUUUAAGUUCUGGUUUUUUUGUUUGUUUUUUUUGGUGGGACUGGAGUUUGAACUCAGGGCUGCA
Messenger RNA from Castor canadensis (American beaver), 1616 nucleotides. It is a transcript of the gene Mtif3, whose product is annotated as mitochondrial translational initiation factor 3. Gene Ontology annotation, molecular function: translation initiation factor activity; ribosome binding. Gene Ontology annotation, biological process: mitochondrial translational initiation; ribosome disassembly. Gene Ontology annotation, cellular component: mitochondrion. Lineage: Eukaryota; Metazoa; Chordata; Mammalia; Rodentia; Castoridae. The record is from RefSeq and is a predicted model, not a curated record.